CGUGCUUCACGUCGUAACAACGCAACGGAAGAAUCAAAAGAAUCAAAGAAAAAAAACAACCAAAAGAUAUAUUAGCGCGAAAGUGAGUGCACCAAAAAAAUACCAAACAUUUACGCAGACGAAAAAUACUUAAAUCGAUAAGUUCUGUAAAUUGCAAGCUUGCAAGCUGUGCGGGAGGAGUGUGUCUAGCCUGUGCGUGUGUUUGUGAAAGAGAGUGCAAAGAGAAGAUCAGCAAAAGAGAGACUCAAAGUGGCAAGCUAACGGAAUACGAAUGCGCCCAAAUAAACCCGAGAAAAUGUGCAAUUACAUUUGAAGCAACAAAGUAACAAAAAAGCAUUUGGUAAACCUUUAAGGAUUAAGGAUCAAGCAUACAGCUGGAGCGCAGCUAAUAUCAUAGCCGGCUCAGAGCAAGAUCAACAAUCGCGUUUAACCUCAAAUUGAGAGACGAGACGAGAGACGAGACCCCCAUAGGUCCCCCCCAAAAUGGUUUCACACUACUACAAUACACUGCCCUACACGCAAAAGCAUAGUGCCGCCAAUCUGGCCUAUGCCUCCGCCGCCGGCCAGCCCUGGAACUGGACGCCCAACUAUCACACGCCGCCGAAUCAUCAGUUCCUGGGCGAUGUGGACUCCUCGCAUGCGGCCCAUCAUGCCGCCGCCGCCCAUCAGAUGUACUACAACUCCCAUCACAUGUUCCACUCGGCGGCAGCGGCCGGGGAUUGGCAUUCACCCGCCUCCAGCUCGGCGGCCGCUGAUAAUUUCGUCCAGAAUGUACCCGCAUCGGCACACCAAUUGAUGCAGCAGCAUCAUGCCCAUCAUGUGGGUGGCGGUCUGGCCAGUGCCGGAUCCAGCAGCUCCGCCAGUUCGGGCAGCAGUUCCGCCGGUGGACCAGGACCCACUGUGGGCGGCACACAGCUGAACGAGACGAACAGCAGUCUGGGCGCCGAGGCACCGCCCAAAUCAUUCCCACAGCAGCAGCAGCAACAGCAGCACAUAGCCGAGGGACUGCCAUCGCCACCGAUUACCGUUUCGGGCAGUGAGAUCUCCAGUCCGGGUGCACCCACAUCGGCCUCAUCGCCGCAUCAUCAUCUUGCCCAUCAUCUUGCCUCUGGCAACAACAACAACAACAGUCCAUCCACCCACAACAACAACAACAACAGCGUCACUGUAAACAACAACAACAAUCGGACAUCGCCACAGAAGCCGCAGUACUACGAAUGGAUGAAGAAGCCCGCAUAUCCAGCGCAGCCACAACCUGGCAAAACCCGCACCAAGGACAAAUAUCGCGUGGUCUAUACCGAUUUCCAGCGCCUGGAACUGGAGAAGGAGUACUGCACUUCCCGUUACAUAACCAUCCGCCGCAAGAGCGAACUGGCCCAAACGCUCUCCCUGUCCGAGCGUCAGGUGAAGAUCUGGUUCCAGAAUCGUCGCGCCAAGGAGCGCAAACAGAACAAAAAGGGCAGCGACCCCAAUGUGAUGGGCGGGGUGCAGCACACAGACUACAGCCAGCUGAUGGACGCCAAGGCGAAACUGGAGCCGGGCCUGCACUUGCCGCACACGCUGCACUCGAUGAAUCCCAUGGCCAUGAAUAUACCCGCGAUGCGACUGCAUCCGCACCUGGCGGCGCACAGUCAUUCGCUGGCAGCGGCAGCGGCGCAUUCGCAUCAGCUGCAGCAGCAGCACAGUGCACAGAUGUCCGCUGCGGCGGUGGCCGGCGUCGGUGCGCUGUCGAUGUGACAUGAUUAUGAGGGGGCCACUGCUGCGGUCGCUGCUGCCUCUGCAUCGGCGUCGACAGCAAUGUGCUAUACCAACAAUAUCAGCAUCCACAACAACAACAACAGCAACAACACCAACAGUUAUAUGGAUCAUCAUCACGAGCAGCAUCCGCUAAUGGGUGGGGGUGGUGGUGUGAGCGAGCGAGGAGGGAGGAGGAGCAGGAGUUGGAGGAGCCUACAGUGCUGCUGCUCUAGCAGUGGAUUUGGCUUAACCCUUAUGGUUGCACAGUUAGACUGUUUGUGACCCCCUAAGAUGAGUGGGCGAAUGGUGCAGAGUGGGCGCAGCGAUGCCUUGGAAUAUUGCACGUUGUUAAUUUUUGUGAUUGUAUAUUCCUGGUGUUAUCACGCUGCUGCCCCUACACGCGCACACACGCAAAAACCCCCUCCAAAGCUCUCCAGUUUAAUGUAAAUUUGAAAUACUUUUCCCCCCUCCCCCACAAUACGCACUUCUUGUAUGUAUUAUGUUUGUUUUUUGUUCAAAAAGUAAUUUAAAGUAAAUGUUUAACGUGUAAGCUCUAAAUAUCUAUGAAUCUAGUUCUUAAGUCGCCCAGGAAAAACAAAUUAUUCACUGUAGCCGUCCCCCCCACCCACACGAUUACAAAAAGUUAAUGCAAGCAAGAGCAAGAG
Messenger RNA from Drosophila obscura, 2402 nucleotides. It is a transcript of the gene cad, whose product is annotated as homeotic protein caudal. Lineage: Eukaryota; Metazoa; Arthropoda; Insecta; Diptera; Drosophilidae. Gene Ontology annotation, cellular component: nucleus. Gene Ontology annotation, molecular function: DNA-binding transcription factor activity, RNA polymerase II-specific; RNA polymerase II transcription regulatory region sequence-specific DNA binding. The record is from RefSeq and is a predicted model, not a curated record. Gene Ontology annotation, biological process: anterior/posterior axis specification; regulation of transcription by RNA polymerase II; cell differentiation.